This is a messenger RNA of Phaeodactylum tricornutum CCAP 1055/1, 1079 nucleotides long. RefSeq lists its product with no specific name. The record is from RefSeq and is a predicted model, not a curated record. The transcript has a single exon. The coding region runs from base 312 to 1079 and encodes 255 amino acids. NCBI's taxonomy places the organism in Eukaryota, Bacillariophyta, Bacillariophyceae, Surirellales, Neidiaceae.
UUCUGUUAGUUUCUUCCAACUUCCGUUCACGCGCGGGGAGAGAGUUCAUGGACGUCGCCACGCCGGGAGGAUUCGGUCCGUAGACCUCAUUCGUUUCCGAAGCGACCCAACCGGUAAUCACGACUCGAUUCACGGUCAAUCCGGUGGUCGAUUGUUCCAGUGCCAAGUCCCCGAAUCCCCUCUUUGGGCGUCGAUGAUCCUCUACGAACGCCCGCACCCGCGAAUCUCGCCGCCCAGCACCGUUGCACAAAAAGCAAGUUGCGUGAGAAAUAUCCCGAAAUAUAUAUCCGUAAAGAUAUCCGUAAAUUAGUAUGACCGAAACACGCAAAGCAUUCGUUGUGGGAGGCACCGGAGGCGUCGGAUCCAUUUUGAUCGAUGAAUUGAUCCAAAGAGGCUACACUGUCAGUGCGACGUACCGAAAGGAGCAAGACAAGGAGAAACUCGAAUCCCAAGGAGCCACGGCCGUGCACAUGGAUUUUGUGCAAAUGGACGAGGACGCAAUUCAGAAAGCAUUGGAAGGGUUCCAGACCGUCUUCUUCGCCGCCGGGUCUGGCGGAAAGGACGUUUACAAAAUCGACCGUGACGGGGCGAUCAAGUUCGCCAAUGCCAUUAGACGGAUGGAGAACGCACAUCCUCAUUAUAUCGUACUGAGUGCGCUCGGUUGUGAUCAACCCGAUAAAAUGCCAGAAAAUUUGAAGGAAUACUCCAAAGCGAAGAAAGAAGCGGAUGACGUCAUUGCCGCCAUGGAGGACAAGGGAGUCCAAUCGACUAUCGUCCGUCCGGGUAAUCUCACGAACGAUUCCGCCAAGGAGAAUAUCAUUUUCCGGGGAGUCGUGUACGGACAAUCCAUCGAGGCCAAAUCAAUUGUCGAUUCGUUCGACGCCAACGAGCUUGUUAACACAAGAUCGGACGUUGCCAAAGUUAUGGCGGAAUCGGCUGACAUCUUUACCGAUAACAAUAACAGAAAGACCCGUGUUUUCGAAAUGAUCCAAGGAAACGAAAGCGAUCAUGGUUCGCCAAUUCAUGAAGGCUUGUCUUCGAUGAAGUUAGACUACAAUAUUGCUCCGCAAAAGUCCUAG